Molecule: messenger RNA, 2541 nt
Organism: Penicillium vulpinum
Lineage: Eukaryota; Fungi; Ascomycota; Eurotiomycetes; Eurotiales; Aspergillaceae
Product: beta-mannosidase
Exons: 5
Coding region: 1-2541 (846 amino acids)
Biological process (GO): carbohydrate metabolic process; glycoprotein catabolic process
Molecular function (GO): beta-mannosidase activity
Source: RefSeq, a predicted model, not a curated record
AUGACUUUUUCUAAGCAAAUCCUGUCCACGGAAUGGACUUUCAAGGACCGAGAUGAUGAGACAUCGGAUGCAUGGAUGCCCGUGUCGGCAGUACCUUCCACAGUACAGCAAGAUCUCAUUGCAAAUAAGAAGCUCGAAGAUCCAUACCUGGGCUUUAAUGAACUCAAGGCGCGGUGGGUUAAUGAGAAGUCAUGGGUGUAUCGACACGUUUUUCAACAACCGGAAAUCCCCGCCGGUGCAACUGUGGCGCUAGUAUUCGACGGCCUGGACACCUUUGCCUCAGUCAAGCUCAACGGCAAGGUAAUCCUCGAGUCUAACAACAUGUUCCUAGGCUAUCGCGUGGACAUCACAGAGGAACUGAGGUCGUCACCCGAGAGCGGAAACGUGUUGGAGGUCGAAUUCGAUUGCGCCCAGCACAAAGCAAUCGAGCUACGCAAAAAGGAUCCGAAUCAUAAAUGGCACGGCUUCAAUGGGGAGAUGGGGCGUCUGGGUGUGCGUAAGGCUCAAUACCAUUGGGGUUGGGAUUGGGGCCCAAUCAUCAUGACAGCUGGUAUCUGGCGUGAGGUACGACUGGAAGUCUACUCUGCACGAGUCGGAGACCUGUGGCCACAGACAUACCUGGCUCCUGACCAUCAAACAGCGACAAUCACAGCGCAUGCCAAAAUCGAUGUGCCGAAGUCGGAAGGCUGUGUCGCUCGCUUCCAUUUGACUCUACGUGGAAAAGAAAUAGCUCACCAGGAUAUCCCGGUAUCUUCCGGUCAAAACGCCCGAACCACCUUUAGGGUCAACAAUCCGGAAUUGUGGUGGCCACACGGCUACGGUGCUCAGACCUUGUAUGAAGUGUCGGUUUCACUGCUGUGCGAUGCAAACGAGCUACAUAAUGUGUCUAAGAAAUUUGGCAUUCGGUCCGCCGAGGUCAUUCAGCAGCCGGAUAAACAUGGGAAGUCAUUCUUUUUCCGUAUCAACGGAAUGGACAUUUUUUGUGGAGGGUCUUGCUGGAUUCCUGCCGAUAACCUGCUUCCUAGUAUCAGCACAGAGCGAUACCGGAAAUGGAUCGAACUUAUGGUGGAAGGAGGCCAAGUGAUGACCAGAGUAUGGGGUGGCGGGAUCUACGAAGACGAUGCUUUCUACGACGCUUGCGAUGAGCUCGGUGUUCUAGUAUGGCAGGACUUUAUGUUCGCUUGCGGUAACUACCCGGUAUGGCCAGAGCUACUAGAGUCUAUACGAGAGGAGACAGCCUACAAUAUACGGCGCUUGCGAAACCAUCCUUGUAUCGCGAUCUACGCCGGUAACAAUGAAGAUUAUCAAGUCCAGGAGCAGACUGGACUCACUUACAACUACGAAGAUAAGAACCCCGAAAAUUGGCUCAAGUCUGACUUCCCAGCACGUUAUAUCUACGAAAAGCUACUACCAGAACUGGUAUCUGAGCACUCGCCGAGUACUUUCUACCACCCGGGAAGCCCAUGGGGCGAUGGAAAAAUCACGAGCGAUCCUACCGUGGGGGAUAUACAUCAAUGGAAUGUGUGGCAUGGAACGCAGGAGAAAUAUCAGAUCUUUGACAGUAUAGGAGGUCGCUUUAACAGCGAGUUUGGGAUGGAAGCUUUCCCACAUAUGUCGACGAUUGAGUAUUUCCUAGAAAAGGAGGCAGACAAACACCCUCAGUCACAUGUUAUGGACUUCCAUAAUAAGGCUGACGGCCACGAGAGGCGAUUGGCGACGUAUCUAGUAGAAAAUCUACGCCUAGCGACUGAUCUGGAGACAUACACCUACCUCACGCAGGUCGUCCAGGCAGAGACAAUGAUGUUCGGAUAUGGCGGAUGGCGCCGCCAAUGGGGCGACGAGCGAAAAUGUGGCGGAGCACUGCUAUGGCAGAUAAAUGACUGCUGGCCUACAAUCUCGUGGGCAAUUGUGGACUACUUCUUGCGGCCAAAGCCUGCGUAUUACACAGUUAAGCGCGUGAUGCAGCCGAUAGUAAUCGGUGUACGACGUUCGCAUCACGACUGGAGUGUGGUGCAUGCAGUACCCCCCAAACAGAGCCAGUACGAGAUUUGGGUUGCUAGCAGCCGACAGGAAGUGCUGCAUGGAACCGUCGAGCUGCGAUUCCUAUCGGUGGUGACCGGUAAAGACCUCCGCGCUCCCGCUCUCUUUACGGAUGUGACUAUUUCACCCAAUGGCACCACCGACAUCACAAGUGGGAUCAUAGAUCACGUCGCUGAGCCCGAGCCACAUGUUUUGGCUGCACGGCUAUGGAUCGAUGGCCAGAUUGUGGCCAGGCACGUGGAUUGGCCACAGCCGCUCAAGUACCUUGACUUUUCUGAUCGCGGGCUGGAAGUGAAGCAGCAGCCAGGAGCUUCCGCUGGAAAGCAACUCCUUCGAAUCAACUCACAGAAGCCGGUGAAAUGUUUUGUCUUUGAGGAGCGCGAGAAUGUGCGGAUCAGCGACAGCGCUAUAGAUAUUGUUCCGGGGGAUGAACAGCUUGUGGAGAUUACGGGGCUAAGCGAUAGUGACCUACCGUUGAGGUAUCGUUACCUCGGUCAAUAG